AUGGUAGCUCUUCAGAUCCUAUCGGACCUCCACCUGGAGAAUCCCCGCGCGUACGACCUCUUCGACAUUCCUCCUAGAGCCCCGUAUCUCGCACUCCUGGGCGAUAUAGGAACCGUGAAGGACGACGAGCUCUUCACGUUCCUGACAUCGCAGCUCCAGAAAUUCGACAUUGUUUUCUUUCUUUUGGGAAAUCAUGAGCCAUACGGUUCCAAUUGGCUGGACGUGAGGAAUCGAGUUAGAAAGUUCUCCGAGGACGUCAGCCAGCGUCGAGUCCAGGAGACAGGACUAGGAGAAUUCGUUUUUCUCGACCAAACGCGAUAUGAUAUAUCCGACGACGUGACAGUUCUCGGCUGCACGCUGAAUUCCAGGGUUCCGGAAAGCCAAGCAGAGAAUGUCAGCUAUCGCCUGAACGACUUCUACUAUAUCAGUGACUGGACUGUCGAAGCUCAUUCUGCAGCCCACGAAGCAAACCGGAAGUGGCUCAAUGAGCAAGUAUCGCAAAUAAGUGCUUCGAAGCCUCAUCAAAAAAUUGUUGUUUUCACCCAUCACUCUCCAACGGUCGAUCCCGUGGCCUCUGACCCUGCGCACGCCAAUAGCCCUAUAUCCUCAGCGUUUUCAACUGAUCUCUCCGGCGAGACAUGCUGGGAGAAGCCCCAAGUGCGGCUUUGGGCAUUUGGACACACGCAUUAUAACUGCGAUUACACAGAACAACGGACUGGGAAGAGAGUGGUGGCGAACCAGCGGGGUUACUACUUUGCGCAAGCGGCGGCCUUUGAUCCGGAGAAAGUGGUUCAUAUUUAA
Aspergillus mulundensis is the source of this 801-nucleotide messenger RNA. RefSeq names its product Ser/Thr protein phosphatase superfamily. Bases 1 to 801 code for a protein of 266 amino acids. The record is from RefSeq and is a predicted model, not a curated record. Gene Ontology annotation, molecular function: hydrolase activity. NCBI's taxonomy places the organism in Eukaryota, Fungi, Ascomycota, Eurotiomycetes, Eurotiales, Aspergillaceae. The transcript has a single exon.